CAGGAAACACCCAGUGAGGACAUGGAAAAGGAAAAUGUAACGUUGCUGACAGAAUUUAUUCUCACAGGACUUACAUACCAACUAGAGUGGCAAAUCCCCCUGUUCCUGCUGUUCUUGGUGAUAUAUCUCAUCACCAUUAUGGGGAACCUUGGUUUGAUUGUUCUCAUAUGGAAUGACCCUCACCUUCAUAUACCCAUGUACUUAUUCCUUGGGAAUAUGGCCUUUGUGGAUGCCUGGGUAGCAUCCACAGUGACCCCCAAGAUGCUGGUCAACUUCUUUGCCAAGAGCAAAAUGAUCUCUUUCACUGAAUGCAAGAUACAAUUUUUUUCCUUGGCAAUCUGUGUAACCAUAGAAUGUUUUUUGCUGGCAACAAUGGCAUAUGAUCGCUAUGUGGCCAUAUGCAAACCACUACUAUAUUCAGUGAUCAUGACCAAUAGACUAUGCAUCUGGCUAUUAGUUUUGUCAUUUUUAGGUGGCCUUUUCCAUGCCAUAAUUCAUGAUGCCUUUUUAUUCAGAUUAACCUUCUGUAAUUCUAUCAUAGUACAUCACUUUUACUGUGAUAUUAUGCCACUGUUUAAGAUUUCCUGUACUGACCCUUCCAUUAAUAUUCUGAUGUUAUUUAUUUUCGCUGGGUCAAUACAGGUGCUCACCAUUUCCAUUGUUCUUGUCUCUUAUACACUUGUUCUCUUUACAAUUUUAAAAAAGAAGUCUGUACAAGGCAUAAGGAAGGCCUUCUCCACUUGUGGGGCCCACCUUCUAUCUGUCUCUUUAUACUAUGGGCCGCUUCUCUUCAUGUAUGUGCGCCCUAGAUCCGCACAAGGAGAUGAUGAAGAUAUGAUGGACUCUCUGUUUUACACUGUCAUAAUCCCUCUGUUAAAUCCAAUAAUCUACAGCCUGAGAAAUAAGAAAGUCAUAGAUUCACUGGCAAAAAUGUUAAAGAGAAAUGCUUAG
Molecule: messenger RNA, 951 nt
Organism: Hippopotamus amphibius kiboko
Lineage: Eukaryota; Metazoa; Chordata; Mammalia; Artiodactyla; Hippopotamidae
Product: olfactory receptor 5H8-like
Exons: 1
Coding region: 22-951 (309 amino acids)
Biological process (GO): G protein-coupled receptor signaling pathway; sensory perception of smell
Cellular component (GO): membrane
Molecular function (GO): olfactory receptor activity; G protein-coupled receptor activity; odorant binding
Source: RefSeq, a predicted model, not a curated record